Messenger RNA from Electrophorus electricus (electric eel), 1039 nucleotides. RefSeq names its product synaptonemal complex protein 3 (gene sycp3). The record is from RefSeq and is a predicted model, not a curated record. Gene Ontology annotation, cellular component: synaptonemal complex. Lineage: Eukaryota; Metazoa; Chordata; Actinopteri; Gymnotiformes; Gymnotidae. Gene Ontology annotation, biological process: spermatid development; meiotic cell cycle.
GGAAAUAAUUUGUCAGUAAAAAUUGACCAACUAUUUAGCUGGCUAGUUAUCUAGAAAUAAAAUUACAAAAAGUUUAGAACUAGCUAACUGAUUACUUGCCAGGCGAAUGCCCUUGUAAAGUUGGAAGCUAUUCUUACGUGAAAAUGGCAUCAACGGGAAGAAAACAGAGCAAGAAGACCAAGCAGACAGAAGAUUCCACAGAUCUGCGUGCUUUUGACUUUAAUAUACGGGAGGAAAAGAAAGGACUUUGCGGUUCUGAUGAGGAAACUGGAGAAGAAACUUCUGCUGUUGACAAGUUAGCAAAGAAAAGAUCUGCAAGUUCAUUUGAGGAAGAUGACCUGAGUGCAGGUGUGGGCAGUGAAGUUCAGACAAUGUUGGAAAGGUUUGGAGCUGACAUCAGCAAAGCAAUGCAAGCCAAGAAGAAACGCUUAGAAACUUUCACCAAAAGCUCUCUGAAAGGUAGCAGCCUGAAAUUAGAGCAGCUGUGGAAAACACAGCAUAACCAGAGGCAGAAGCUGACACACGAGUACUCCCAGCAGGUGUUCUCAGUGCUGCAGCAAUGGGAGAGUGAUGUUCAGAAGUCUGAGGAGCAAGAGGAGAAACUGAAUAACUUGUUUAGACAGCAGCAAAAGCUCUUUCAACAAGCUCGAGUUGUGCAAAGCCAAAAACUGAAAACCAUUAAGGAGCUGUAUGAGCAGUUUAUCAAGAAGAUGGAAGAAAUGGAGAAGAGCCAUGAGGCUUUCCUACAGGGAGCACAGAUGGAGCUGAAAAAGGAGAUGGCCCUGCUGCAGAAAAAGAUAAUGAUGGACACACAACAACAGGAGAUGGCCACUGUACGGAAGUCCCUCCAGUCCAUGCUCUUUGAAGUGUAGGUGACACUGGACAGUCCAAUGAUCUGCAAUACCUUUAAUGCUCAUCCUGUCCCGCAUUGUUUAUAACAGUUAGUAUAACAGACAAGGACAUUUGUUUGGAGAGAGGCAAACGACUUUAUAGUGUUCCUAUUUAUUAAAAUUCUGUAUAUAGUCCAUGUCAUCUUCGA